AUUUAUAGCUCAAUAAGAGAAUAUCAGACCUUAUCUCUCUCAAAAGCCAAAAGAAAAAAAUGGGUAGAUCACAUGUCCUAGUGCUACCAUAUCCAGCCCAAGGGCAUGUUAAUCCCUUGAUGCACUGUGCUCAUAGACUAGUCAACCUUGGAUUCAAAGUCACUUUUGUUAAUACACACUUUAAUCACAAGAGAGUGCUUACUACAAUGGUUGGCAGAAACGAUCCUACAGGUUCAUGUGUUAAUUUGGUCUCAAUCCCAGAUGGGUUGGGUCUUGAGGAUGACAGAAAUGACAUUGGUAAGUUAUCUGAGGCCAUAAUGAUCACCAUGCCCAAAAGCCUUGAGGAGCUCAUACAAAAAAUCAACAUGACCUUGGAGCUUGGUGAUCAGCCCAUCACUUGUAUUGUUUCUGAUGCUGUUAUGGCGUGGUCAAGGGAAGUUGCAAACAAUUUGGGGAUUAGAGUUGCUGUGGUUUGGCCUGCAUCAGCUGCCAGUUACUCCAUCGCAGCAAACAUUCCUAAUCUUAUUCGUGAUGGAUACAUCGAUGAUGAUGGAUUCUCAAUCAAGAAACAAAGAAUUCAAUUGUCCUCAAGCAUCCCUAGUUUUGGCACAGAAAACCUUCCAUGGAAAGUUGGUGACUCAAACGCAGAAAAGGCCAUUUUCAAAUACACUAUCAGAAACUUCGAACAUUUACAAUCGACAGAAUGGCAGAUGUGCAACUCAUUUUAUGAACUUGAGGCCGGAGCAUUAUCCUUGUUUCCAAAGCUUCUCCCAAUCGGCCCAUUGUUAGCAAGUAACGAUACAGGCAAUUUAGGAGCACAGUUCUGGCCAGAGGAUUAUUCAUGCUUGACAUGGCUUGAUCAACAGCCAUCCCGGUCAGUGAUAUAUGCAGCAUUUGGCAGCUUCACAAUUUUUGAUCAAAUCCAAUUUCAAGAACUAGCCCUUGGACUUCAACUCACAAACAAGCCUUUUCUUUGGGUGGUUCGUCCAGGAAGCAACCAAGAAUCAAACCAUGCCUACCCGAAGGAAUUUCAUGGUAGCCAUGGAAAAAUUGUGGGUUGGGUACCUCAACAGAAUGUUCUAAGUCAUCCGUCUAUUGCUUGCUUUGUGAGCCAUUGUGGUUGGAACUCUACCAUAGAAGGUGUGAGCAAUGGAGUACCUUUCUUGUGUUGGCCUUACUUUUUUGACCAGUUUCAUAACGCGAACUACAUUUGUGAUACAUGGAAGGUUGGUUUGGGAUUCGACAAGGAUGAAAACGGAAUCAUAAGGAAGGAGGAAUUUAACAAAAAGGUAGAGCUCUUGCUUGGUGAUAAAAGUAUAAGAGAGAAGGCCUUGGAGUUGAAGCAAAUUGCUAGAAAUAAUAUUGGAGACGGUAGUCAGAACUCAACAAAUUUUAGCAACUUUAUCAAGUGGCUGGAGGAGGCAUAGUGGGUAUCGGCAUUUUCUAUGGACUUAUUGUUUAAUUAUCUUAGGGCCUUGAACUAGUAAUUGGGCCUAACUGCGCAUGGCAGUAGCAAAACGGUUCUCAUCUCUUGUUAACAGGCAAUCGGAAGAUGCCCACGAGGGCCCAAUAAACUGCUUAGGAACAUCUGAAUCCUGGGCCUUUAGUAUUUGCUACGUUGCGUGUGCAUUCAUAUAAAAUAAUAAUUGCUAGUAUUUAUUUAGUUUUAUUUCAAUUUAAGGAUUGGUUUGUGU
Messenger RNA from Hevea brasiliensis (rubber tree), 1694 nucleotides. Its product is annotated as UDP-glycosyltransferase 83A1. Lineage: Eukaryota; Viridiplantae; Streptophyta; Magnoliopsida; Malpighiales; Euphorbiaceae. The transcript is spliced from 2 exons. Gene Ontology annotation, molecular function: calcium ion binding; UDP-glycosyltransferase activity. The record is from RefSeq and is a predicted model, not a curated record. Bases 60 to 1427 code for a protein of 455 amino acids.